ACUUUGACUGUCACUUUGUUAACAGUGAAAUUAUAAUCUAUACUAUAGUGAAGUGAAUCAGACUGAAUUUAUCACCUGGGCAAGCGGUCUUCUAUGAAACAACGCAGUUUUAAGCUCCAAUAUGCUUAUUUAUAAAGGUUUACUUCUGACCAUCGCGCUGUCAUCGGUCACUCUCGUCUCGGCCUACUGCCCCGUGGACCGUAUCGAGAAGCUCGGCUACUGCAUCUUCAGAGUGCACUGCCGCGGCACCGUCAACAACAUCACGCUGCCCGCACACUGCCAGGGAUCCCCCAACCACCCCGUCAGGGUCGACCUCACCAUCACCGAAGCCGUCGACAGGUUCGACGACAACCUUGUCAACACAGACUUUCUUGACGCUAUCACCACCCUCAGGAUCUCCGGAACGUGGCCUACCACCACCGUGGAGAUCCCGCUCCUACAGUACACGAGCAACGUCGAAAAUCUAUACCUCAUCGGCAAUAACUUCGAACAGAUAUCUGGAAACUCCUUUUCGGAAUUAGGACGCCUGGAAAAUUUAGACCUUUCUCACAAUCGGUUGACUACUGUUGAGGGACUUUUCCAGUUUGACUCGAAUCCUAUGCUUAAACGUCUGUCAUUGGCUUAUAACUCCAUCAGCGAUUUACCAAGUGAUACUUUCGACGAACUCACGUCACUGGUGGAACUUGAUUUGUCUCAUAACAACAUACAGGACCUUACUCAGGAGCCGUUUUCUAAUCUUACAAAUUUGGAAAUUCUUCGCCUAAACAACAACACAAUCAGAGAUUUAAAUGGGGCUGUCAAUAACUUGACUAGUUUGAAACAUUUGUUCGUCCGGGGCAAUCAGCUACAGAACAUUGAUGCUGAAUCACUUCAAGUUAUUUAUCAUUUGGAAACCUUUGACGUUUCUUGCAAUGACCUAGAUACUUUAAAGCCAGCUAUUUUUUGGAGGCACUGGAUGCAUUUUGAAGGCCAGUCCACCUGCAAAAUACUACUUUCAGAUAAUCGUAUUACUUCCUUACCUAAUGCAACUUUUAAAGAAAUGACAGAUCGCUUUACUAGAGACGCGUAUGACGAGCACAAUAUUGAGGUCUCGACUGAAUUAUAUUUGUCUAACAAUGAAAUAUCUAAUAUAGAAUAUAACGCGUUCCAGACAAUAGUUCAGCUGUCUUAUCUUGAUCUGUCCCGCAACAAACUGAAAGAAUUUAUUGUAAAUCCUGAUGACUUGGCAAAUGUGCGAUUCUUGAACUUGAGCAGUAACGUGAUAACUCAUAUUUAUUUUCAGAGCUUUUCCGCUUUAAAUAAUCUUUACAACUUAGAUCUUUCGCGCAAUCAGCUAGAUGAUAUCCCUGAACGAUCGUUUAUCAACAAUUUCAAUUUAAAAAAUGUUAAUCUAACUCACAAUAACUUCAAAGAUGUUACUAAUUUACGUAUUAGAAUUUUCCAUCCAAGUGGUGGAAUGUUAGAUUUGUCUAACAACGGAUUGUCUAAACUUCGAAUUCAAUACGGAGAAGCUUUACGUUUGACCAUGCUGGUCUUAGACUCCAACAACAUUACCGACCUAGCCCUUGUAUAUCUCCGUGAGCAAAACGAUUUAAAAAGCUUAAUUUUAACUAACAAUCAAAUAUCGCAUUUGCACAAGAACUCAUUAUAUCUGCCAAUCGCAUUAAUGUUCUUAGAUUUGAGUUUCAAUCAGAUCAGCGUUAUAGGGCCGUCGAGCUUCUCGCGCGUGAGUCACCUCCAGACCCUUAGACUGUCUCACAACAACAUAACUGCCAUAUCAUACGGCACCUUCAAUGGUCUGAAAGAGUUGAGGAAUUUAGAUUUAUCGUUUAACAAGAUAACUUUCCUGGAUUCUAAAGUAUUGAUGGAGAUGAAGCUUCUGCAGUUUCUGUCGAUUCGGCACAAUGGGAUGGACUAUUUGAAUGACAAGAGUUGGCUCGGACACAAGCUGGACCUGCAAGUGUGUGUGGACGGAAACAACUUCACUUGUGGCUGGCUCAGUACUGCGUUGGCCAACUUUGACAAUGGUUUUUCGAAAAUGCGUCCAGUAGCUUUUGAGAGGGCCCUAUCAGGCACCACGCUGGAAGGUAUAAGUUGUAUUGAAGAUGAAGAAGUCAGCCAACCCUUGGUUGACCUGAAUUCUUACUCGGAUAUAGAUGAAAGGCUUCUAGUGACAAGUCAGAAGAUUUUAGAGGCGAUUAGAGAGCAAACGGUGUAUCUUAAGAAAAUGGUCUGGCAUUCAGUGCAGACUAUGCCGAAAAGUAGACUGAAGGAAACAUAAAGAUUUUUUCUAUAUACUUACCUUAAAUUUUUCAUGUUUAAUACUUUUAUCAAUUGUACGUAAGGGCAAUGCCGAUAUAGUCAUUAUCGUUUGUUCUUUGAUAAAACAGUACUUAUCUUAUAUUGUAAUUAUUGCUAGUUAAGUAUAUAACUAAGUAACAGUACUUAUACUCAGUACAUAUUUACGAAAUACGCAACUUAAAAAUUAUUAUUGAAAUUUUAAAUGAAAUUAUCAUUUAGGCCCUGUUUCACAAUAUCUGCAUAAUGGCUACCUGUGGGAUAAAAUACAUGCUGUCACUGUCUAAAACAUAAUUACAGAGAGUGAAAGCACGUCUUUUAUCACUCCGGUAGCCACUAUCCAGACAUUGUGCAGCAGGCCCUUAGUAUUAAAUCAUUCAAGUAGCUACCAGUCACACUUAAGCAUUUUUUAAAUAAUAUAUUUUAUAUUAGGUACUUAUCUAAGUAUCAGUUACGAGUACAUACUAUACAUUUAAGUACCUAAAUGUUAUUAUUAGGUAGGUAUAAGUUUUUGUUUCGCUAUUGCAUUUUUUUCAGUUUACUAAUUUACUAUAGUCGAAAUCGCUUUUAAAAUGAAACAAUGUCAUUAUUGACGACUCUUAAUUCGUAAUGUGUAAAACGCCCGUGAAUAAAGAAACAGUAUUAUAUUAAAAUGGCGGACGGACUUAAUAUACUAUCUCACUCUAAUCGGUAGCUAUGUUUAUGUACGGUCAGCUGCAUAAGUAGCUAUACACUUCUGUACCUUAUCAAAGAGACGAACCGUCAAUGUUUCAAUGAAUGGAUAGGCGAUUUCAGAUUGACAAGGUACAAAAGUGUACAGCUACUUAAGCAGCUGACUGUACCAUUUUACUUUAAUUUAUGAAACAGUCCCCAUUUUUACAUUAUUUCUUAUGCACGGUUCACGUUACAAGCUUAUUAGAAAGUAAGCCUCCUAUUUAACUAAGAUAAUCUCUGAUAGGUUAGGUACUAUAGAUACUUUGUAAGACUACUAUGAAAGAUGUUUCAAUCUUUUUAUAUUAAAAUUAUAAAAUGCUUUUGUAAAGAGAAAAAAUAAAUGGAGUCUUUUGUAA
Plutella xylostella (diamondback moth) is the source of this 3368-nucleotide messenger RNA. RefSeq lists its product as uncharacterized. Lineage: Eukaryota; Metazoa; Arthropoda; Insecta; Lepidoptera; Plutellidae. The record is from RefSeq and is a predicted model, not a curated record. Gene Ontology annotation, molecular function: protein binding.